UAUAGUGCGGUUUUUUUUAAUUACUUUUGUUUUUAUGUGCUGUGAUGCGAGAUAUAUAAGGUAGUCUCGCUCUCGCCGGUUUCAAUUCAUAUGAAGAAGGAGUCCGAUUCAGAUAAGAGGCGUGAUUGAAAGUUGUGAAUCAUAAUCAUGGCGAUUGAGGCAUGGUUGAUGGACGAUAGCAAUGAAGAUCCGAGGGUUCCUCACCGUCGCAACCCCAACGAAUUAGUUUCAUUGGACCAAUUAGCAGAAUUGGGAGUUUUAUACUGGCAGCUGAAUCCGAAUAACUAUGAGAACGAUCUAGAGUUGACCAACAUUAGAGAAACUCGGGGAUACAACUACAUGGAUCUGCUUGAUUUAUGCCCAGAAAAGGUGGAAAACUAUGAGGAGAAGUUGAAGAACUUCUAUACUGAGCACAUUCAUAAUGAUGAAGAGAUUCGUUAUUGUUUGGAAGGAAGGGGGUACUUCGAUGUGCGAGACAAACAUGAUCGCUGGAUUCGCAUUUUGAUAAAAGCCGGUGAUCUUAUCAUUUUACCUGCUGGAAUCUAUCACCGCUUCACCCUAGACCCAACUAACUAUGUCAAGUUAAUGAGGUUGUUUAAGGGCGAACCAGUGUGGACAGCAUAUAAUCGACCACAGGAAGACAAUCCUUCUAGAAAGGAAUACAUUAAGAGCCUAACUCAGAAAUUUGGAGUGCCCCUUGCCGCUCAUUAGGACCCUUAAAUGCACAACUAUAUAUCGUUUUAGACAUUACACCUUAAUAUUUGUCAUGUAAUUGUUGUCUGUGAACCUAAAACAGACUAAGCAUGAGAUGAAACGGACCUAACUCCUAAGCAUAUGAUAUAUGUUUGUCUGUGUGAAGCUGCUAUUGCCGUGUUCAGUUGUUUAAUUAAAUAAAGUGACAUUUACGCCACUACAUCACAGACUACAGAUACUGGCAUAUAUUUACGUUUGGUAGGCUUUGGGAAAAUGUGCGAUUCAUAACAUUUGGUGUUAAGAAUUAUCAAUGAUAAAUAUUUUGAGUUUA
Cajanus cajan (pigeon pea) is the source of this 1024-nucleotide messenger RNA. It is a transcript of the gene ARD4, whose product is annotated as RmlC-like cupins superfamily protein. Gene Ontology annotation, molecular function: acireductone dioxygenase [iron(II)-requiring] activity. The record is from RefSeq and is a predicted model, not a curated record. NCBI's taxonomy places the organism in Eukaryota, Viridiplantae, Streptophyta, Magnoliopsida, Fabales, Fabaceae.